CCCCGCGCGGGCUCCUGGCAGGCUAGGGGGCGAUGCGGGGGCUGACCUAUCGCGGGGCCUAUCCCAGAGUUUCAGAGGGGCCGUUACCAGCCCCCGCCUGGACCACUGUUCCUGCACGUCCCUGUGUCGUGGGACCCUCGGGUACCGCUGUGCCUGCGUCACAGUGCCAUGUGAUGUCACUCCUCACCGAGUGACGUAAUCCGUCGAGGAGCGUGGGGCAAUGGGGCCUCGCGAGGCCUGCUUGGCUCCGUUACCCCUGUAAGAUGGCCUCACCCCUUGGGGGAAAGCCCUCUCCGCCCCGGGUGGAGUCCGCCCGCUACGAGGAGGCGGCGACGGUCCGCGUGGAGACCUCGUCCCACCGCGUGGAGACGUCCUCCCGUCAGGUGCGGAGGUCUUCCCGGCAGGUGGAGACUACGCAGCGCCGCAGCUAGGGGCGCUCCGUCUCCCUCUCUGGGAAACGGCUCCCUCGCGUCUUCGAGGUGUCAUACCAGCACGUGGAAACCGCCUCGCAGCGCACGGAGACGGCCUCCCGCCGCGUCAGGGCCUCGUCUCUGCGGGUGGAGACGUCUCUGCACCGCGUGGAGAGCCCGCCGCGGCGGGAGCAGCCGGCCGCUCGCCAAAAUGUCCAAAAGGCCCGAUGAAAUGCUUCCUUCCUCGGGGUCACGAGAGGGCCAUGGCCCUUGGCCAGGGCAGAAUUGCCUCCAGUUCGCAGCCAGCCUGCCGCCAGGUGGACCGAUCAUCUUUGGUUUCCUGGAAACCGACCACAAAUCAAUUUAAGAAAGAGCCAAGUUGCGGUUUCGGGACUCAGCCAACAUUCAUUGACACUGCUGCUCCCUGGACCAUCCUUUCCUGCCUUUCACCCAGUAAACUAUUUUAACUUGAAGGCAGCACAAAAAGUUUUCGGGCCCUAGAUAUUGUAUAUAUUGAGAUGAUGGACAAAGAGGCUGUUUGAACCUCUGAGGCAGACUGACCUUCCCACUGACUGAAAAACUAGACCUCGGAUAAGUGAAUUCACCCCUCUGGGCCUCACUGCCCCCACUGAAAAUGAGAUGUUUGGACCAAUCUUUAGAUCUGUGAUUCCCAAAGUGAGGAAUGCAAAUGUUGCUGGGUGUGCAAGAGGAUUUUAGGAGGUCACAUGAGAUUUGGCAGCAACUAAGGUGGCCAUUCCAUGAUUGAGAUUUAGAAAAUCACCAGCAAGAGGGAGAAAGCCCCAGAACACUGACCCUGAGAUGUGCCUUUGGGGCACUGAAGCAAUGACCAUCUGGAGACAAAGAGGAGAGCUGGGAUUGCCGAUUGGAUGGGGAUGGGUCGGGGGAGAAGGUGAGGAGGUGCUUUGACCAGGAAAAGAGCUGAGAAUGUGUGGAAACAGACCCCCGAAGGAAUGGAAGGGAAAAAUUCUUGGGACCACAAUUGCAGACAGAAUGCGAUGGAGUUGCUGUUUCUUGCCCAUGAGUUUAAUGACAAGGUUCCUUCCCUUUGGAUGCCAACUAAGCAGGAGCCGGCAGGGCAUCCCCUGACUUUGCAGCCCAGCCAGGCCUGGAAUCUGCCCCAAACACAAUCACAGAUAUUCCCAAGGCUUGAAGUCCAUCCAGAGACUAGUCACUUGAUGCAAUUGCCUGUGGUCUGAAAAACAAACUCCCACCCAAACAUAUUGCACCUGGGGAGACUGCAAUCUCAAUGAUCAUGUCUCCCAGGACUCAGGCCCACUCUGACCACAGGAUCUUUCUAAAGGCGUGACCAACAGACGUGUGCACAAUUCCACCAUGUAAUUUUUGUCUGGGAGGUAAAAUACCUCUGUCGUUACAUCAUUUUCCUUAGCGUAGCGAUCCCUUAAGAGAAGAAAGCCUGACCAAGAUCCCUUCUCAAAGUCAACCAUGGAAAUAACCUUUUAAUAUUCUCUCCUGUCUUCCGUGACCUUCUACAGCUUUCACACACAAUUUCUCAUUUUAUCCUCAAAACAACGCAUCGAGACCCGCAUCGUUCACACCCGUUCAGCUCAGCCAGCGUUCGCCUGCCCACUACUGCACAGCCCAGGG
This is a messenger RNA of Balaenoptera ricei (Rice's whale), 2036 nucleotides long. It is a transcript of the gene C20H17orf100, whose product is annotated as chromosome 20 C17orf100 homolog. NCBI's taxonomy places the organism in Eukaryota, Metazoa, Chordata, Mammalia, Artiodactyla, Balaenopteridae. The record is from RefSeq and is a predicted model, not a curated record. The transcript is spliced from 4 exons.